This is a messenger RNA of Tremella mesenterica DSM 1558, 1926 nucleotides long. RefSeq lists its product as uncharacterized. NCBI's taxonomy places the organism in Eukaryota, Fungi, Basidiomycota, Tremellomycetes, Tremellales, Tremellaceae. The record is from RefSeq and is a predicted model, not a curated record. Gene Ontology annotation, molecular function: zinc ion binding; nucleic acid binding. Bases 1 to 1926 code for a protein of 641 amino acids. The transcript has 10 exons.
AUGGCCAGUGUAUGGCCCGGUGCUGGUCAGCCAGGUUGUAACAGAAUAUUGCAAUCAAACAGUAGCAGGUUCAAUCCCCACUGUCACAAACUACGUCGUGACACCCCUAAAUCCCACCAACAACGACCCUCCUUUGACCAUCAAACCUCCAUCAAUUCUCGACCUCUUUGGUUUACACGUAUCCUAGGACAUCUUAGACCAACCACGACAAAGUUAGGCAAAGUUAGACAGAUUAAGGGUGAAGGGAACCGAGGUGUGACGAGGUUAGGCGAAGUUAGGUUGACUAGGGAUGGAGGAAGCAGAGGCACGGCGAAGUUAGACGAGGUUAGAGGAUCGGGUGUUCGGUGGUUCGGGGAAGUUGGCCGAACUGAGAAGAUCGCUGAAGUUCUUCAGCGAUCCUUGAUUGUUUUACACUUCUUUCGACGUCUACGCCCUCCUGGUUGGGUGAUACAUCGAGUUAGAACCACCAAGUUAGCCGAGUAUCAAGGAUCGCUCUUACCGACGACCUGCGCGAACCUCGGAGAAGUACAAGGAAAGAUGGACUCGGAAAGGCAAACCACGCGAAGUUUGAGCAGGGACAGGGAAGCGGAGGAGAAUGAAAGGAAGGCAUUGGAGGAGCUUAGUAGGGCGAUGGGACAGCAACUGGGAGGAGAAGAUAAUACUGGAGGGUCAGUACUAGGAGAUGAGUUCGUUCCACCCGUACCUUCUAAUCCUCUUACCCCUCCACUUAAUCCUCUCAUACCUGUGGGGUCACCAAAUGGGUCAGAUCAAACCCCACGCCCAGGAGAGAAUACCGGAGGAGGGACGAACUUCGGAGAAGAAGGGACACAGGGGAUGAUGUUGGCUAUGAUGAAGUUGAUGGCGGAUAUGAACAGAGAGAUGGCAGCCGAGAGAAGACAAACGGGGGUCAAGGAAGUGGUAGUGGUGGAUAGUCAGAGGGUGGAAAGGAAAGAGGAGAAGAGAGGGGAAGGGAGGCAAACUUCGGCGCAGCCUGCGGUGCAAGCGACUAUUACGUCGACGCAGGUCAAGACCAUUCCGUCGGAUGCCGACGAACUUCGCCGACAAUGGCCUAGGCCACCUCCCGAGCUGAGGGAGGCAAGGAAGAAGGAAGGGAAGUGUACUGAGUGCGGGGAGAAGGGACAUUGGUUGAAGGACUGCCCGGUGAGGGCAGCGAAGGUAAAAGUUGGAUGGUUGCCUCCGUGGGGGGAGAAGUUCGGCGAACAUGGUGGAGCAUCGGGGGGUAACGCGGUACCUCUUGGACAGAGGAGGAACCUGAACGCGGUAACAGGAGAAUGGGAAGGAGAAGAGGAGCAGGGAAAAGACGAGGACCUGUUGCUUCACCUUCUUAUCCCUUCCACUUCAAAAGACCAACCAAAAACAGACAUUUUUAUCAAUGGGACCAAACUAACCACGCUCUGGGACACUGGGGCUACUUGUUCAUAUAUCAGCCCCGGGGCAGCGGCGAAGAUAGGCGUGGAAAGGAGACGAUACCCGUUCGUCGAAGUUAUGUUUGGUUUGAAGAAGGACGCCAAAGGGCGAUCUGUUCGUCUAGAUGUGACUACUCUCUGCGAUGCAGACGUAGUGAUAGGGUGGGAUUGGAUGAGGAGAGAAGGUGUUAUUCUUGAUGGAAAGGAUAAUGCGGUGAAAUUUCCCAUCCCAACCCCACCACCACCACCAAGUUCGGCGAGGUUGGCGGCCAUAGGGCUACCAACUCCGACGGACGCGAUAGACCUACGAGACAAAGAUGACCAGGAUGAGCUGAGUCCGGAGGAACAGGAAGAGCUUCAUGUAGGAGUGAGAUACGAAGUUAGUGAGAUACAAAGGAGAUACGAGAUUAGGGAGGCACGAACUUCGUCGGGGACGAAGUUUGCGAGGUACGAAGCUCGGGGACUCGGGUUGAACGAUGUUCUGCAUUGGCGUAGUUAG